CGCACUGCUCUCCUCCUCCAGCGCUGCUGAUGCUGAUGCUGAUGCUGUCAAACUGAAUCACGUCCAUCGCCGCAGCACGCUCGCUGCUCAUAUUCCCACACACAGAUCGGCUUUUCCUACAUUAUCAUCUGUUCUCAUCUCCAUGGCCACAUCAGAUGGAUCAGAAGAUUGCGUUGUGCAGAGAGGAAGAUCUCAAAGUGACCCGAGCAUCCUUACCGACACGCAUGUCGUUUAUACGAACAGCACAGAUGUAAUGGAUCAGCACAGAGCACUUCACUCUGGUUGUCUUGUGUCAGGGGUCCGAACUCCCCCCAUCCGCCGCAACAGUAAACUGGCCAGCCUGGGACGCAUCUUCAAGCCCUGGAAGUGGAGGAAAAAGAAAAAUGAAAAACUGAGACAGGGCUCUACAGGGCUGGAGAGGAAAGUGCCCACCAGGCAGAAUCAUGACGAUCUUGUCAGGAAGGGCCUGGCAGAGGCUGGCAUGGAGUCUGGCCUUGUGUGUGGCGGGAAUACAGAUGAGCCAGGAAGCCCCAUGCUGGAUGAAUCCGACGGAGAGGAGCGAGAGGACGAGCCCAUGGCGCCGCUGGCCAGCAACACAGACGAUCUUGGGUCUGAUGAGGACAAUCUGUCCUCAGAGCGAGACGCCGCAGAGAUGACAGAAACAGAAGGGGAACUUGAGCAAAGUGAAGAUGAGGAGAAGCCCCGUGUAGAUGCCUCGAGCAGAGGGGCCAGUGUGGGGCCCGCUGAGGCCCCUGAGGAGAGAAACGAGGAGCCACCACUCAGAGAAGUCCACACUCCUCCAGCCAACCUUCCUGUGAAGCUGCUUUCUCGACUGGGCAGUCUGGACAGUCCCCACUCUAAUCAGAGCCGUUCCGCUCCAGCCACGCUGCCCAGGAACUUCACCCUGCCCAAAGACGCCCUGAGGGGCAGGUUUUCCACCCCCACUGGCUCCCCUCUCUUAGGUCUGAUGCACCCUCAGCUGCCCCCUAGCUGCAUCAUCGAGGAACUGCACCGUGCGCUGGCCACCAAACACCGGCAGGGCAGUUUCCAUGGUAAGGAGAUCCGUAGUUCCCCCAGACGGCGCUCGGACGGACGGCUGUCCCGCACCGCCAGCACUGAGCCGAGGGCAGAGGUGGAGAACAAAAAAGAGGCCGAAGAGAACAAGGAGAACAUGCGCCUGGAUGAAUUCUACAGCGACCAAGACAGCUGGAACGAGUCCGUCAUCUCUGGUACACUUCCACGACGAAUAAGAAAAGAGCUUCUGGCAGUGAAGCUGCGUAACAGACCCAGUAAACAGGAGCUGGAGGACAGGAACAUCUUCCCUGUGCGCAGUGAUCAGGAACGCCAGGAGAUCCGCCAGCAGAUUGAAAUUAAGCUUGCCAAGAGACUGAGUCAGAGACCAGCGGUGGAGGAGCUGGAGAGCCGGAACAUCCUCAAACAGAGGAAUGACCAGACAGAGCAAGAGGAGAGAAGGGAAAUUAAGCAAAGGCUAAACAGAAAGCUCAACCAGCGGCCCACCGUUGACGAGCUGCGGGACAGAAAGAUUCUGAUCCGUUUCAGUGACUAUGUGGAAGUGGCCAAAGCUCAGGAUUACGACAGGAGAGCAGACAAGCCCUGGACAAGACUAUCUGCUGCAGAUAAGGCGGCGAUACGAAAAGAGCUGAAUGAGUUCAAGAGCAACGAAAUGGAGGUUCAUGCAUCAAGCAAACACCUGACAAGGUCAGUGUGUGUUUCCAUUUUUUCUUCGUGUAUUUAUACAUGGCCUGUUUCUAUAUAUUGUUCCGUGUUUGCAUAACUGUUCACCACAAAAACGUCAUCGCAUCUACGAUAGAUGACUUCUCGAAGGACACAAGAAGUACAGUAGAUCAAAAUGGGAGGUUGUUCUAAAUAUAGCCAUAUCUCCACUGUCCUGAAAGUGCAGAAUUUGCAGAAUAAGCACACCUAAGCGCUUGCCCACAUGCAUGACAAAUUCUUGCUCACAUUCAGCUUACGUUUGUUUUACGUUAGACCUCAU
Molecule: messenger RNA, 2014 nt
Organism: Sinocyclocheilus anshuiensis
Lineage: Eukaryota; Metazoa; Chordata; Actinopteri; Cypriniformes; Cyprinidae
Product: phosphatase and actin regulator 3-like
Exons: 12
Coding region: 143-1795 (550 amino acids)
Biological process (GO): actin cytoskeleton organization
Molecular function (GO): actin binding
Source: RefSeq, a predicted model, not a curated record